AUGCAACUGAAGUGUCAAUUCCGGUUCACCUCAGAUGAUGCCGACCUCUUCAUGUGGACUUUCAAUCAUGAGCUGUCGACCUUUCUCUCUUUCUUGUAUUACUUAUGGGAUCUUCUAUUGUUCAUCAUUCGAAGUCAUCAACCCACGAUCAGCGGACCGGACUCAAUCCUGGCCUUGACGAUGCCUUUGAAGAUCAAUAUCAUAACGCUGUUCCUAUGCAUGAUCAUCUCAGCACUCGCUCUCCCGCCUCAGUUGCAGAAAUAUCUGAGCGGAGAACGAACUCUACCUGCCUGGGCUCAUGAAGCCAAGCCGGCUUCGUUACACCACAACCUGUACUCUGAUACAGCAUUACCAGUCUCCGAUAAAAUUGAAGGACCAGUAACUGAAGCGACUUCUGCUCUGCCCUCCGCUCCUACAAGCCUAUUGCCAUGGCUUCAGAGCGCCGAGUGA
Exophiala viscosa is the source of this 450-nucleotide messenger RNA. RefSeq lists its product as uncharacterized. The transcript has a single exon. The record is from RefSeq and is a predicted model, not a curated record. The coding region runs from base 1 to 450 and encodes 149 amino acids. Lineage: Eukaryota; Fungi; Ascomycota; Eurotiomycetes; Chaetothyriales; Herpotrichiellaceae.